GUCGCAAAGGCGCUUAGGGCGCGCGGCCGGGCCUGGCCGGGCGGGGAUGAGCGAGGCGGCCCCUGCCGCCGCUGCAGGAGCAGCCCCCGCGCGUGCCGCAAACACUCGCUCGGCCGGCGGCCGCGACGGCAGCAGCGCCAUGAAGGUGAAGAAGGGCAGCGGCGGCGGAGGCGCGCCUGGGGCUGCCGGCGGCGGCGGCGGAGCCACCGCGGCCGCCCCCUGCACCGAGGAGGAGGUUCUGCGCAAAGCCGUCAUCAGCCCGGAGGACGUGCUGGGGCUCCCCAAGAUCACCUCUGACUACCUUUGCACCCCAGAGGAGAACGUAUAUAAGAUAGAUUUCACCCGGUUCAAAAUCCGAGACAUGGAGUCGGGCACGGUGCUGUUUGAAAUCACCAAGCCACCAGCUUCAGAGCGGGAGCACAGCGAUAAGAAGGACAUCGACCCCAACGCCGGCCGGUUUGUACGCUACCAGUUCACGCCGGCCUUUCUUCGGCUGCAUCAGGUCGGAGCCACGGUAGAGUUCACGGUGGGCGACAAGCCCAUCGAUAACUUCCGUAUGAUCGAGAGACAUUACUUCCGGAACCAGCUGCUGAAGAGCUUCGAUUUUGAAUUUGGCUUCUGCAUUCCCAGCAGCAAGAACACGUGCGAGCACAUCUACGAGUUCCCACAGCUCUCGGAGGACCUCAUUCAGGAGAUGAUCCUUCACCCCUACGAGACCCAGUCAGACAGUUUCUACUUUGUGAACAACAAGCUGGUGAUGCACAACAAGGCAGAUUAUUCCUACAGUGGGGGACCGUGAGGCGGUGCUGGGACGCCCUUGACUGAUUCCCAUGGAAAUGGGCCUGGGAUUCCACUGGCCGGCAUUGGCACGGAGAGCCGGGAACUGAGGACUCUGCAAGGAACUGGAGUUUUUUGACUAAAUUAGCGGAAGUCUUUAACUGUUCCUUGCUCUUUCGAGGCAGCCCCCUCCCCAUCACCAACAACCCCCCUAACCUUCCAGGGGAGUCUCUUCACACCACUGAGUCACUGUUUAGCUGUCAGUCACUUGAAAUAGCUCUGUGUAGUCAACUUUAGCCCAGCCGAGGUCUGCUUUUCACCUCGUCUUAGGUCUGCGGGUUUGUUUGUUGCGGAGAAAACUCCUUUUGCGCUUACCACCAAGAACGUGGUGCUGUCGGUAAUACUCUCUUCCUCAGAAUCAGCGGAAGACUAACGUGAACUCUGAGAGGGAUAUUCCCCUCUGUCGGAUUACAGCUGUGAAUGAUC
Messenger RNA from Rhineura floridana, 1263 nucleotides. It is a transcript of the gene UNC119, whose product is annotated as unc-119 lipid binding chaperone. The transcript has 5 exons. Gene Ontology annotation, cellular component: spindle pole; intercellular bridge; spindle midzone. The coding region runs from base 47 to 799 and encodes 250 amino acids. Gene Ontology annotation, biological process: lipoprotein transport; mitotic cytokinesis; nervous system development. The record is from RefSeq and is a predicted model, not a curated record. Gene Ontology annotation, molecular function: lipid binding. Lineage: Eukaryota; Metazoa; Chordata; Lepidosauria; Squamata; Rhineuridae.